This is a messenger RNA of Trematomus bernacchii (emerald rockcod), 3110 nucleotides long. RefSeq names its product activating transcription factor 7b (gene atf7b). The record is from RefSeq and is a predicted model, not a curated record. Gene Ontology annotation, biological process: regulation of transcription by RNA polymerase II. The transcript is spliced from 12 exons. NCBI's taxonomy places the organism in Eukaryota, Metazoa, Chordata, Actinopteri, Perciformes, Nototheniidae. Bases 262 to 1743 code for a protein of 493 amino acids. Gene Ontology annotation, molecular function: DNA-binding transcription factor activity, RNA polymerase II-specific; cAMP response element binding.
CAACAAAUAGCAUUUAAACAAAGGCCAAAUAAUAGUUAAUAGUAUAUUAACAUAAAAAUAAUACAAAUAUUUUAGUUAAAAUAUUGGUGGAUAAACCUUCACGUUUCCUCCUCACGUCAAUCUUGUUACGUAACACUCUGCCAUGUUCCAACUCUCGCGCUGUUUUGCUAAUGGAAGUGUCAGAGUGUCAACAAGCAGCAGCAUACUGUCCGGAGCAGGGAGGAGGGAGUCCAGAGGAUAUUUAAACAACAUUUGUCUGAGAUGGGGGAUGAUCGACCUUUUGUAUGCACUGCCCCUGGAUGUGGGCAGAGAUUCACCAAUGAAGACCACCUGUCAGUCCACAAACACAAGCAUGAAAUGACAUUAAAAUUUGGUCCUGCCAGAACAGACACUGUUAUCAUUGCAGAUCCAUUUUUUGCAGAUCAGACACCCACACCCACACGUUUCCUAAAGAACUGUGAGGAGGUUGGGCUUUUCAAUGAGCUAGCGACCUCCUUUGAACAUGAGUUUUCCAAAGCACACGAGGACGACCAGAGGAAUAGAAGGGCUGCACCUUUACAAACACCAUCUGAGGUAAAAGUUGAGGAUGAUGUUCCUUUACAAGUGGAUUCCUCCUCUCCUGGAAGUCCGGAUUCCUCCUCCAGCAUGUCAGACAACAGCAGAGACUCGAGCAUGAGAGGAGGAAAGGAGAUUCUAACGAAGCUGGUUGCCAGCUCUACCCCCACUCCAACCAUUGUGCGCCCAGGUUCUCUUCCACUUCACCUUAGCAAUGACGCGCUAAACCCCACUAUGCCAUCUCCAACGUCUGUCAUCACUCAAACACCGCCCUCCAACAGACAGCUCGGAUCCCCAACAAGUGCUUUUCCACUGGUGAGGCACCUCCCCAAUGGGCAAACAAUCCCUCUACUGCCCAGUCCCUCUCAGAUGACCUCCGUUAUAUCUCUUGCGAGGCCAUUGAACUCUGUGCCUUACAUCCCUGGGAUUCCAGGGCCUCCAGUUGGCGGGGCCAGCAGCGGCUCAUCCUCCCCGUCUGGGUAUAGCCUGCACUCCGAGGCCAAGAUGAGGCUGAAGGCAGCUCUCACUCACCAGGGCCCAGGAGCACAAGAUGGAGCUGGUGGGGGGGCAGGAUCUAACCCUGCUGUCCCCCAGCGACAGGAACAGAGCCAACAACCAUCUCAAAACUCUGACGCACCAUCACCUGCCCAACCCCAGGUGUCCCCUGCUCAGCCAACAGGAGGCCGGCGGCGGCGAGCUUCAGAGAUGGACCCUGAUGAGAGGAGGGAGCGCUUCCUGGAGAGAAAUCGGGCGGCCGCCUCCCGUUGCAGGCAAAAACGAAAAGUGUGGGUUAACUCUUUGGAGAAAAAGGCAGAUGAUCUGGUCAACAUGAAUGUGUCUCUUUCGAAUGAAGUGGGCCUACUGAGGAACGAGGUGGCACAGCUGAAGCAGCUCCUCCUGGCCCACAAAGACUGCCCGGUCACUGUUAUGCAGAAAAAGGCAGCUUUCUUAGCUGCAGGAGGAGAGGAAACCUCCAGGGAUACUUCCAGUGAACCCAUCGGCUCCCCAGCGGCGGUCAUUCAGCACGGGCCGUCACCAACCGCCUCGGCCUCCAGCCCAGUUGCCACCAUCAACGGGCUGAGCGUCCGUGCUGCAGAGGCGGUGGCCAUGUCGGUCUUGGCUGGCAUGGGGUCAGGCCAGCCGGGGGGUGUUGUAAUGGCAACUCAGUCACAGUCGGCCCAGAGAUGAUGUGCUGACGCAGGUAGCCGGUAUGAAGUGGCAUUCUGAGGCAGUACUGGUGAUGUAAAAGAGAAACUCACCCUCAAAUCCCACCCCAGACUAAGAUACACUCGUCCCCUCACAGCCAAUGAUAAUCACACAAAGACACGGCCCAGUGCCUCCGUCAACCCUCCAGUCCCAGCAGGCUCCCUGUUAAGAGAUGCUUGGGCACUCUUUGUAUGUAAAUAUGAACAACACGUCAAACACUCGCUCUUAAGUUUGUAGUCAUUUCUUGUUAAUUAGUGACAGUUGAAGGUAUACAUUUGGAUGAAAAGUAUGUAGGAAAAAGUUAAUUUUAUCUAAAAAUAAAUGUUCAGUUCAACUUCAGUCCCACACACUGGCUGUGAUGAGGUUGGUUGCUUUCCAGGCUGACAAUUGUAUUUUUCAUUUGUAUGAAAAGAUUUUUAUGCCUGAUACUGGUAUUCGACAUAAUGUUUGCUGAUGCAGUGAAAGUAUGGUGAGAGAUUGGCUGGCUGAUUUCAGUAAAAGUCAGCCUGGAAUUUUUUUACGUGGUCUUUUUGUUGUUUACUUUUCAAUCUGACCAUUUGUGUUCUCUUUAAACACACAUGACGGUUUAGUCAGCCGAGUGCAAAAAACAAAAACAAAUUGUAGAUGUGUACACAGUUUAUCCUGUGAGUGUGUGCCUGACUUUUUUUACCAUCAAUUUUAACCUAAUUGGAAUGUAUGUCUUUACAUUAGUCGUGUAUGUAUCAAACCCUAUUGACUGCAUGGAUUACUCGAGGCUGAAGAAUACCACUGUUUGUGCUUCAUCAUACUAUUACUGUUUAUUGUUAUGCUUUUCUUCUGUUUUAAACAUCAAUUUACUGAUGCAAAAAGUGUCCUCGUUAUAUACGGAUUUAAUCCUCAGUCCUCAUGUAACACUCUUGAAAUAGUUAGCUUUAGAUGGCCUUCAAAUGAUAAUCAGACAUAAUAGAUAAUAAAUCAUUUACCCUGGCAUUUCAUUUGAGGAAAAGAGUAGUGCAAUAUAUUUUUCUAUUGAAUAUCAAUGUUCUUGCAUUUAUUUGUUGUCUGUAGCCCAGCCGCUGAGAGGGGUUUCAUCCAUUUCAGUUGAAAGCUAAAGUUAUGAGGUGACCAGAGGGAAUGUGAUAAUGAAUAUUUUUUGAAUGAAUGAGAUUAGUGAUUAGUGCCGAUCUGUAGAAACUUACAGAUGUCCUAGUCCUGGGUGCUUUCCAACAUUUGAAAAGCUGUCUUGUAUCAUGAUAAAGACUCAAAUAGUUGUGCGAGGUGCUUCUUUUGAAAUUUAAGUUUUGAAAUGCAUAUUAUUUUAUACCGCAGUGUACUUCCAAGACUAUCAUUUCCCCCCCCCCCCCCCCCCC